Diutina rugosa is the source of this 1137-nucleotide messenger RNA. RefSeq names its product pepsin-like aspartic protease. The transcript has a single exon. Gene Ontology annotation, biological process: proteolysis. Lineage: Eukaryota; Fungi; Ascomycota; Pichiomycetes; Serinales; Debaryomycetaceae. Bases 1 to 1137 code for a protein of 378 amino acids. The record is from RefSeq and is a predicted model, not a curated record. Gene Ontology annotation, molecular function: aspartic-type endopeptidase activity.
AUGGUUUCAUUCGUCUACUCUUUCAUGAUCUCGCUCGCCGCCGCGUUGGUGGUGAGAGAUCAAGCCCCGCAACCGCUCGAGCUUACCUUGAACAAAGUCCCCAACCUUGAAGCGGUCCAGCCCAACCCCAGAAACAGGGCUAAGCCUGGUCCUCAGGAUGUUGAGCUUUUCGCUGCUGCCGCUUCUUACCAAAUUGACUUGGGUGUCAUCAAUGAAGACCAAAAGGUGCGGGUGGUGUUGGACACCGGCUCGGCCGACUUGUGGGUGGAUGCUGAGAAGUUGCUGAACACCAACGGCUUCACCAAGACUGGUGAACUGUUUGCCAUUGGCUACGGUGACCGUUCGACCACUCGCGGUGACUUUGGCAAGUCGUCGGUGUUCCUUGAAAACGGCCUCGAGGUCAAGGACUUCCAAUGGGCGUUGGCCACCGAAGUCACGUUGACUGGGGGUAGCCAAAACGGUAUUCUCGGGAUCGGUAAGGUCACCAACGAAGCUGGCUACCACCGCACUGGCAAGACCUACCCUAACUUCACGCAAAAGUUGAAGGACCAAGGCACCAUCACCUCGAACUCGUACUCGUACUUCCUCAACAAGGACCACGACCACGAUGGCACCAUCACUUUCGGUGGUCGUGACAACAAGAAGGUGAAGGGCCCCGUGGCCACCUUCCACCCCAGCGAAAGCGACGAAUACUCCCGUUUUGACACCGUCACUGUGGCCAAGUUCACCACCAGUGACGGCAAGACGGUCCAAGGUUUUGAAGCCGCUUUGGACACCGGUACCACUUUGACCUACAUCCCCAUCUCCACCCUCAGAGAAUUGGCGAUCCCCGGUGUUUACACAAACUGGCAAGGUCAAUAUUAUGUUGACUGCAACCAGCCCACCGACAAGUACGUGUCGUUCUGGUUCAACGACGUCGAAAUCAAGCUCUCCUACAAGGACUUGGCGGUGCCGGCGUACACUAUCAACAACCAGCCGUCGGGCACGUGCUUCUUUGCCUUCCAGGCCACAGGGGGCGAAAACCUCCUUGGGGACUCGUUCUUGCGUCACGCUUACAUCACCGUCAACCACGACAAGAAUGAAAUUUUGGUCUCGAACGUCGAGUACACCGACGAAAAAGACAUUGUGGCCAUCUAG